Molecule: messenger RNA, 4786 nt
Organism: Balaenoptera musculus (blue whale)
Lineage: Eukaryota; Metazoa; Chordata; Mammalia; Artiodactyla; Balaenopteridae
Gene: SLC9A1
Product: solute carrier family 9 member A1
Exons: 12
Coding region: 816-3263 (815 amino acids)
Biological process (GO): regulation of pH; proton transmembrane transport; sodium ion transport
Cellular component (GO): membrane
Molecular function (GO): sodium:proton antiporter activity
Source: RefSeq, a predicted model, not a curated record
GUGGCAGCGCCGGGCUCAGAGAGGCAUCAGUCCGCCGCCGCCGGGGCUGGAGCCGGGGCUGCAACUGGAAGUGGAGCUGGACGCGGAGGAACUGAAGCUGGGCCAGGGCGCAGCGCAGCACCGCGCCGGGGCCGCAAGGAGGGGCGUUUCGCUGCUGGCCCACCGCGAGCCGCCCUCAGCGCGCGCCAAGGCGCCCUCUCGCCAGGCCGCCUGCCUCCGCCUUCCGCCUCCCUCCAUUUCCCCGGAAUCUCAGCCCGGCGCGCCUGCACCCCGGUCCUUCUUUGGGUGGGGAAACUCCCGGCCGCUUUCUGGCUUCACUUCCUCGCAGCCUGGGCUCUCAGCCCCCUCUCUUCUUCUCCUGGACUGGGUCUCACCUCCUUCGAUCCCCUUCCUUUAGCUCAGGCUCCCUUCCCCUUACCUUAGCCGAGUCCCAGCUCAUCAGUCACUUUCCUCAGCCGAGGGUCCCCACCCUCCCUUUUCCUUUUCCUUGCCUGGAAUCCAACCCAUCCUGUCCCUUCCUCUGUCCCUAGGGUGCAGUCUCUCCCCUCCCCCACCCCCUUCCCAGGCCUGGAGUUCCAGACCUUUUGGUCUUCUCUUACGGUCCUGAGUCCUUGUCCCUGUUCCCCAGUUUGGAGUUGUAGAUCGUGAACCCAGCCUUCCUCCACUUCCAGAGGACUGCUUCCACAAAAACACAUCUCUAAAACAUGAACUUUGCUUAGAGACUCCCCCAGUUUCUCUUCCCCCAUUGCUGACCCCCUGCUACCUAUGUCCCAGGUCUUACUCUCACUUUGCUAAGGGUCGAGGGUGGCAGCAGGAUGCUUCUCUGGUCUGGUGUCUGUGGCCUCUCUCCGCCUCGAAUCUUCCCUUCCCUGCUCGUGGCAGUAGCCUUGGUGGGGCUGCUACCCGUUCUUAGAAGCCAUGGCCUCCAGCCCAGCCCUACUGCCAGCACCAUCAGAGGCUCAGAGCCACCACGGGAACGCUCCAUUGGGGAGGUCACCACCGCCCCACCGGAGCUCGCCCCCGAGAGCCGCCCUGUUAACCAUUCCUUCACUGAACACAGCCUGAAAUCUCGAAAGGCCUUUCCAGUCCUGGGCAUCGACUACACACACGUGCGCACACCCUUCGAAAUCUCCCUGUGGAUCCUGCUGGCCUGCCUUAUGAAGAUAGGUUUCCAUGUGAUCCCCACCAUCUCGAGCAUUGUCCCGGAGAGCUGCCUGCUGAUCGUGGUGGGGCUGCUGGUGGGGGGCCUGAUCAAGGGCGUGGGCGAGACGCCCCCCUUCCUGCAGUCAGACGUCUUCUUCCUCUUCCUGCUGCCGCCUAUCAUCCUGGAUGCGGGCUACUUCCUGCCGCUGCGGCAGUUCACAGAGAACCUGGGCACCAUCCUGAUCUUCGCUGUGGUGGGCACGCUGUGGAAUGCCUUCUUCCUGGGCGGCCUCAUGUACGCCGUGUGCCUGGUGGGCGGCGAGCAGAUCAACAACAUCGGCCUCCUGGAAAACCUGCUCUUCGGCAGCAUCAUUUCAGCCGUGGACCCCGUGGCCGUGCUGGCCGUCUUCGAGGAAAUUCACAUCAAUGAGCUGCUGCACAUCCUUGUCUUCGGGGAGUCCCUGCUCAAUGACGCCGUCACUGUGGUCCUGUAUCACCUCUUUGAGGAGUUUGCCAACUACGACCGCGUGGGCAUCGUGGACAUCGUCCUCGGCUUCCUGAGCUUCUUCGUGGUGUCCCUGGGCGGGGUGUUUGUGGGCGUGGUCUACGGGGUCAUCGCUGCCUUCACCUCCCGGUUCACCUCCCACAUCCGCGUCAUCGAGCCGCUCUUCGUCUUCCUCUACAGCUACAUGGCCUACCUGUCAGCCGAGCUCUUCCACCUGUCGGGCAUCAUGGCACUCAUUGCCUCGGGAGUGGUGAUGCGCCCCUACGUGGAGGCCAACAUCUCCCACAAGUCCCACACAACCAUCAAGUAUUUCCUGAAGAUGUGGAGCAGUGUCAGCGAGACCCUCAUCUUCAUCUUCCUCGGUGUCUCCACCGUGGCUGGCUCCCACCACUGGAACUGGACCUUUGUCAUCAGCACCCUGCUCUUCUGCCUCAUCGCCCGAGUGCUGGGCGUGCUGGGCCUGACCUGGUUCAUCAACAAGUUCCGCAUCGUGAAGCUGACCCCCAAGGACCAGUUCAUCAUUGCCUACGGGGGCCUGCGAGGGGCCAUCGCCUUCUCCCUGGGCUACCUCCUGGACAAGAAGCACUUUCCCAUGUGUGACCUGUUCCUCACGGCCAUCAUCACCGUCAUCUUCUUCACCGUCUUUGUGCAGGGCAUGACCAUUCGGCCCCUGGUAGACCUGCUGGCUGUGAAGAAAAAGCAAGAAACGAAGCGCUCUAUCAACGAGGAGAUCCACACGCAGUUCCUGGACCACCUUCUGACAGGCAUCGAGGACAUCUGUGGCCACUACGGCCACCACCACUGGAAGGACAAGCUCAAUCGGUUUAAUAAGAAGUAUGUGAAGAAGUGUCUGAUAGCUGGCGAGCGCUCCAAGGAGCCCCAGCUUAUCGCUUUCUACCACAAGAUGGAGAUGAAGCAGGCUAUCGAGCUGGUGGAAAGUGGGGGCAUGGGCAAGAUCCCCUCUGCCGUCUCCACCGUCUCCAUGCAGAACAUCCACCCCAAGUCCCUGCCUGCCGAGCGCAUCCUGCCAGCACUGUCCAAGGACAAGGAAGAGGAGAUCCGCAAGAUCCUGAGGAAUAACUUGCAGAAGACCAGGCAGCGGCUGCGGUCCUACAACAGACACACGCUGGUGGCAGACCCCUACGAGGAGGCCUGGAACCAGAUGCUGCUCCAGAGACAGAAGGCCCGGCAACUGGAGCAGAAGAUCAACAACUACCUGACGGUGCCGGCCCACAAGCUGGACUCGCCCACCAUGUCGCGGGCCCGCAUUGGCUCAGACCCGCUGGCCUAUGAGCCAAAGGCCGACUUGCCUGCGAUCACCAUCGACCCAGCCUCCCCACAGUCGCCCGAGUCUGUGGACCUGGUGAACGAGGAGCUGAAGGGCAAGGUCUUGGGGCUGAGCCAGGAUCCAGAAAGGGUGGCCGAGGAGGACCAUGAGGACGACAGGGGCAUCAUGAUGCGGACCAAGGAGCCCUCGUCCCCAGGCACCGACGACGUCUUCAGCCCUGCGCCGAGUGACAGCCCCAGCUCCCAGAGGAUACAGCGCUGCCUCAGUGACCCAGGCCCCCAUCCUGAGCCUGGGGAGGGAGAGCCUUUCAUCCCCAAGGGCCAGUAGCACUGGGGCCAGCGGGCAGUGCCCGUCCCACCACAGACUCUCCCACCAGAGCAGGGGCCUGCUGGCGGGGCUCCCCUCGUCCUUCCCGACCUGGAUUGGCCCUGCCCCUCCCCCUGUCGCAUGGCAGCUGGGCCCAUAGCCCCCACCGCAGCACGGCUCCCCCUGCCUCCUGGGAAGCGCCCUCCCUCCCACCAGAACUGCCUUCCCAGUCCUUUGGCAGACCUGCUGGGCUGAGGCAAACCCUGCCCUUCCUGAUCCAAGCUCUCUCCCAUACCCAGACCAGGGCCUCUGAGUUUCCCAGACCUCAGAGGGCCCCCUCCCAAUCUGUCACCCUCCUCAUUGAAGUCAAUCUUAGUUUCUAACCAAAGAGCCUCUGGCUCAGCCUUGGUCCCUCCUGGAAAGGGAAGGAGCCGAGGCUUCUGUUGGCCUAAGCCAGGCCCUCCGUUAACAGCGUUAAGACUAGGGGACCAGGCAUCUGACUGGGGGAGGGAUCGGUGACCCAUGGCCAUCCCACCCUCCUCCAGCCAGCUCUGUCACCCUGGCCAGCCACCUGACCUGUCCUUACUCAGAGCUGCAGGCUGAGGGCAUCUCUGAGCUCUGUCUGGAGCUGGGGCGCUUUGGACGAUGAUAUGACUCAGCUCUCCAAACUGUGCUCCAGCGGGGACCACUGGGCCCUUCAGGGGCCGCUGCCAGGGGCUCCAGAAAGUGCUGCCUUUUUAUCUGUUUUGUUUGUUCACACUUCCAUGUAUGAUUCUGUUUGCACAGAGGGCAUUCCUGUUUUUAAAACAUUUCUGAAAACCUCUAGCUGAACAGAGCUCCAGCCAUCCUAUUCUGGAGCAUUAGCCAUCCUCAUUUGUGCCUGUCUGCCCAACACUCUCCCCCAAAACAGUCCUCUGUCCCCAGGGCUCUGAUUUCAGAAGUGACCUCACCCGCUCACAUACACACCCUAAUCAUGAUUUUCUCUAAGUCACAGACGCCGGGCCUCCUGGCACCUUCUUUCUCUUGGGCCUGACCCUCAGUUCCCGCUGGCCUGUUCUUUCUCUCAUCCCUCUCCACUCCCCCAUUGGCUCCUGGAACCUCUCUUAUAAGCACUGCACCCAGCUUGCUGUGGAGCCCCGUCCUCAGGGGAGGGGCCUCCCCUGAGCAUCUCCCACCGGCCAGGGCUGGUGGGUGGGCUGAGUCCUGGGCCCCCAGAGGCCUUUGCUCACAGACACACACUCCUAUCCCCACUGCCACCAUGGGCCAGGCCCAGGCCUCCUGGUGUCUGUCCUUCUCCCAAGGGUACUCCUUUCCCCAGGAUUGUGCAAUAGUCAGAGCAUCCCCCUUCCCAAUGGACUGGGCAGUGGGUGCUCAUCUGUCCCCCCUCUUCUCCAUGUAAGUGCUGUUUUGGGCAGGAGUCACCAUGCAAGGGUAACGUUGACAACCAUGUUCAAAGCCACCACAGCUGCUGCCGCUCUGCCGCCUGUACAGAAGAAACCGAAUCUUUUUCAUAUUCUAAUAAAUCCGUGUGAGUUUUUGAUAGA